Messenger RNA from Setaria italica (foxtail millet), 367 nucleotides. RefSeq lists its product as uncharacterized. The transcript has 2 exons. Bases 1 to 270 code for a protein of 89 amino acids. NCBI's taxonomy places the organism in Eukaryota, Viridiplantae, Streptophyta, Magnoliopsida, Poales, Poaceae. The record is from RefSeq and is a predicted model, not a curated record.
AUGGCGCCGCCCCCGGCGCGCCUCUUGUUAGUUCUCAUGGCCGCCGUGACCGUGAUCCUGGCGGCGCCGGCGCCGGCGAUGGGGGCGUGGGUGGACUACCCGUCAGGGGUGCCGUGCGGGGAGACGAUCCCGGUGGAACAGUGCGACCCCGGGGACGCGGCGGCCAACAGCGCGUGCAUGGACAUGUGCCACUACGGCGGCUGCCGGCGCGGCGGCCAGUGCGUUUCGCUCGGCUUCGGCCGGGGACGGGGCUGCCACUGCAAGUGCUAGCUAGGCGGCAGAGGAGUAUAUCGACGAUGUGCAUGUUGUUAUUGGUGACCCUUUUUUGGUGGCAUGGUGCUUGCGUUUGUGUUAUUCUUCUUCGUUC